UUCAUAUCCCCCGCCUUCAUCAUCACAUACAUAAUUUUGAAGUUUAUGCUAGUUAAAAGAAAUGGUCUAUAAAUCCAAAAAUUAUGAUAAAAAACUAAAAUCGAAUGAGAAGCAGAAGAGGGGAUUAUGGUCACCGGAAGAAGAUGAAAAGUUGAGGAAUUAUGUCUUCAAACAUGGCCAUGGAUGCUGGAGCACUGUUUCUGUCAAAGCCGGGUUACAGAGGACCGGGAAGAGCUGCAGAUUAAGAUGGGUUAAUUACUUAAGGCCUGGAUUAAAGAAAGGAUUACUCACAAAAGAAGAAGAAGAUAUUGUUCUCUCUCUCCAUAACAAGUUGGGCAACAGGUGGUCUCAAAUAUCGAAAUAUUUACCGGGACGAACGGACAAUGAGAUAAAAAAUUAUUGGCAUUCUUACUUGAAGAAGAGAAUAAUCACUGCGGUGAAAACCACGAGCACUCCAAACUCUAUGUAUCAACCGACGUAUUCGCCCUCAAACUCACUCGAAACCCUAAUGACGACUCAAACUUCGCCGCAAAAUACCGUUGGAGGAUCGUCACCGAGCGACCCUAGAGAACAUAAUAUCGUUAGUCCGCACCAAAUAUCGACGACCUAUCUGCCGAGACUUAUGUUUGCGGAAUGGUUCUCGCCCGACUUCGCAACGAAUGGACCGACCCGAGAAUCUAAUAUUCAAGAUUUCAUCCUACAAGAUUGUUUACUCGACGAAACAUUUGACAACAGUUACUCCGCCGCUAUCGGCUCUAUUGACAACAUCGUGCCAGAUUCACGGUUCUGGCCGAAUGACGAGACAACUUCAAAUGAGUUUUGUAACUCGUUUUCGGACAAUAUUUAUAUUCAUGAGUCUCGUAUGCAGUAACACGUGACGUGAUGGAAAUGAGGUGAAUUAGGACAAAAGCUUCGGAAGGAAUAAGUUUGGGAUUAAUUUCGAAAGAAUAGAGAGUGUGUAGACGUGCAAUGAUAAUAUGUAUAUAUGGGAACAAAAUGAUUUCACAAUAAAUGAUACAGUCAAGUACC
Tarenaya hassleriana is the source of this 1029-nucleotide messenger RNA. RefSeq names its product transcription factor LAF1. Bases 62 to 871 code for a protein of 269 amino acids. Lineage: Eukaryota; Viridiplantae; Streptophyta; Magnoliopsida; Brassicales; Cleomaceae. The record is from RefSeq and is a predicted model, not a curated record. The transcript has 3 exons.